Molecule: messenger RNA, 1980 nt
Organism: Cucurbitaria berberidis CBS 394.84
Lineage: Eukaryota; Fungi; Ascomycota; Dothideomycetes; Pleosporales; Cucurbitariaceae
Product: cytochrome P450 52A11
Exons: 4
Coding region: 320-1861 (513 amino acids)
Molecular function (GO): heme binding; monooxygenase activity; iron ion binding
Source: RefSeq, a predicted model, not a curated record
CCGCAAACGAGUCAAACCCAGCUCUAGGCGAGCCUUUCAGCUUUCAGUCCAUGUCGUAUGCAGCAAUUCUUGCGGCGCCAAUGCCGAGGUGCAAAGUGGAGCACAUAUAUGAUGCUUGUCUUCAACAUGGCGUAGCAUCCCUUCUUCACUGCACUAUGUAAAGAUUUGUUCUGUGGCACCAAUCUGCACAAUUCCUGUCUUUUGACCCACUUGCUCGAGGGUGGUUCCCUUGACGUUCCUGAAACCUAUACAGCGCCUACGCCCCAGGACUAUCGCAUACUAAAUCCUCUCGGAGCCAUAACAGACAUAUCUCGGAACAAUGGCCAUCAUGCUCGAUUCUAAGAGCGCUCAGUUCUCAACUCCGAUCAUUCUCGGCGCCCUCGCUGUCCUCUACAUUGGUUAUAUCUUCUCCAAAUCCCUGUACACUAAAGCUCGUAUCUCUCGACUUGGGUCCCGGGCGCCUGUCCGAGUCUCAUACGCGCCUUGGGGUCUCGACAUGGCGUAUGAAGUCAUUAGCUGUGCGCUAAAAGACAAGACCUAUGAAAUGUGGAUUGGGAUGUUCGACAAGUGGUGCGGUCCAGGCCGAUAUACCAUUGAGGGUGGCAUCGGCCAGCGGGUAAUCCUUACUGCGGACCCUGAAAAUAUCAAAGCUAUUCUUGCAACACAGUUCAAAGACUAUGGCAAGGGCGAACAAUUCCGGCAGGAGUGGCAUGACUUUUUGGGAAAUGGUAUCUUCACGACUGAUGGUCAGCUGUGGCACAAUUCACGCCAACUUCUACGACCUCAGUUCAUCAAGGACCGCCUUAGCGACAUCGAAAUCUUCGAAGAGCAUACGCAGGUGCUCCUGUCCAAGAUUGGACGGGGUCAAGAGAUUGAUACGAUUGACCUAAUGUUUAGAUACACCCUGGACGCUGCUACCCACUUCUUGCUCGGGAAGAGUGUGGACAGCCUUAAAAAUCCUCAAACCGCGUUCGCCGAUGCAUUUUUCAAUGCACAGCGCGUACAAAGCAAUGUGGCGAGACUUGGUCCCCUCAAUUGGCUCAUCCCCAGGAAGCGCAUGGGCUUUUACUCAUCUCUAGACGUUAUCAACAAUUUCGUUGCCACAUAUAUUGAGCAGGCUCUUGCUCUUUCACCGAAAGAACUCGAAGAGAAGACAUCUCGUGACGAUGGCUAUACCUUCCUCCACGCCAUCGCUGCCUACACCCGCGAUCGAAAAGUGCUGCGGGAUCAACUAGUCUCGGUCCUGCUUGCCGGCCGUGAUACCACAGCAUGUACUCUUACUUGGGCAAUCUACCAUCUUUCCAUGGCUCCGGCUAUCACGGCAAAACUACGCCAGGAGAUCGUCGAUACAGUGGGUCUUGAAAGGAAACCUACUUAUGAGGAUCUGAAGAGCAUGAAGUAUCUACAACACAUUUUGAACGAGACACUCCGUUUGUACCCGAUCGUUCCCUACAACAUCCGCAUUGCCCUUAAAGAUACCACGCUCCCCAUAGGCGGUGGUCCGGAUGGCCAGCAACCCGUCGGUAUCCUGGCAGGUACACCAAUCGCUUACUCUACACUUGUCAUGCAACGCCGAGUAGAUCUCUACCCCACUCAAGAGUCUGGAUUCCCCGCGGUAGACAAGUUCGUGCCUGAAAGAUGGAACAACUGGCAUCCACAGAGCUGGCAAUAUGUGCCAUUCAACGGAGGUCCACGGAUUUGCAUAGGCCAGCAGUUUGCGUUGACGGAGAUGGCGUAUACGCUUGUGAGAAUGUUUCAGCGUUUCGAGAGGGUGGAGAACAGAAUGAACGGUGAAGAACCCGGGCUACAUGCGGAUAUUGUGUUGCAGCCUGCGAAGCAGGUCAAGGUUGCUUUCUAUUGAGACUGCGCCUGCAUAGCAAUGCUUGUCAUCGGGCAUGACUUACGAUAUAACGAAUGAACACAUUGGCUUUGGACUUCGAUACACUUAUAGGGGCCUUUAAGUGAUGUAUUAUGCGAGCU